UCUUACUAUGUGCCUUUGUUGCCUCAGCAAGGUGAUGCUCACGCCAAUCCUCCUUCGCCACUUGGCCCACACACGCUUUACCAUUCUUCGCUUGAUAAAAAUUCUCAAAUAGACCGCUCGACUGAUUCUAUCUUGUCACCUGGGCACAACAAAGCAUUCAUAAGCUCCUCAACCGCCAAUCCGGCUCCUGAAUUACUACCUUCCAGCGCUCCGUCCAAUACAGACUCACAGGUCCGCUCUGACCAGUUACACCCUGAUUCAUUUUUUCUCAGCAAUUCUCCUCGAGGCUCCACUUCUUGUGCUCCUUCUAUCACACCUACUGUAGGUGCAGCUAGUGGACAUUCAUUCUUGAGGACUAAUUGUCGAUUGGCUGUCGCGGUCAGUGCCACUCUGACACUAAGCCCAGCCCAGCGCUAUGAAGACUUGAGCCUCGAACAUGGAGCUACAACUGUAGGGAACAAUGACUUUCUUAGCAACGACAUUCGGCCAAGUCAAGCUGAAGCCGAGUUCGCCGUAGUUUGGCACAUGCCUCUAGUCCGUUUUCGCACUGGUCAAGUGGUCUACAAGAGGUGCGUCUACAUAUACACUUCUUCGUGUUUGUGCUUGCUCCCUUCUUAG
Protopolystoma xenopodis is the source of this 618-nucleotide messenger RNA. The record is from the annotation of a GenBank genome assembly. NCBI's taxonomy places the organism in Eukaryota, Metazoa, Platyhelminthes, Monogenea, Polystomatidea, Polystomatidae.